AUGAAGCUUCGAUCCCGGUCAACCCAUGACGAUGUUCCCAAUACGACACCCAAGAGAGCGAGAACAGAAAAAAAGCUGAACGAAUUCGAGGAGAUCUUUCCUGGUGCGAUCACUUCCUACGGUCAGUUUGGGAUGUGCCAAGGAUCUGACUGCGACGGGGUACCAUCAGAAACGGUCAAAAUAGGCAACGAGAGGUUCUGCGAAAAGUGUGCGAAAACGAAGCAUAGCAUAAGCAAAACAACUCUUUUUUACAAAUUUGAGAAGUCCGAUGCCGAGUUCAAAUGUCCAUCGUUUACCGAAACCGGAAGCUGCAAAUCGAGGAAGAUCUCAUUUCGUGAAUUCUUUCUCGGAUCAUGUUGCGAAAAGGCCUCCAAGUGGCUAACAACGAAUGAAAAAGCCCAGAGAAAGAAGCUUGCCGUCAUCAGGGAAUUCCAUGUCCAAGCUAAAGGAGAGAAAACAAAAGCGAAAAACAAAUUGGAUGAUAAAAAGAAGAAGAUCGAGGAGAUAGAGAAUUCUCAGGUCUAUCGAAAGAAGACGAUCAGGGAAAUCUCAAAGACAAUCCAAGAAACGGACAAGGAAAUCGCGGAGACGAAGAAAGUUCAGGAAAAGACAGAGGAAAUCUUGAAGCAGAAAGACGAAAAGUUGCAAUUCGUCGCGAAACGGUACAAGCAGGUUUCUUACGAAUACUACGGCGUCAGCUGCCAAGAAUACAAGGCGGACGAAAACGAGAACGCAGGCAAAAAAUGCCGGGUGUGCAUGGAAGAGUACGGCGAUGACUGGUUCAAGAACAAGAUGGUGCUGAGAGGAUGCGGUCAUGUUGCUUGCAGGAGAUGCCUCGAGCAAAUUAUCUACAACGAUGAUGACGAGGACGAAAGAGGGCGUUGUCCACACUGCCGACAAUGGUUCUACGAGGGAACGAUGAUCAAGAUCCACGAGUAG
Oikopleura dioica is the source of this 939-nucleotide messenger RNA. Lineage: Eukaryota; Metazoa; Chordata; Appendicularia; Copelata; Oikopleuridae. The record is from the annotation of a GenBank genome assembly.